AUGCAGACGAUUUCGAAGCACGUGGGCGAGGAAAACCUCAAGAAGAUCAUCAACUGGGUCUUGAAGUACCUGUCCGGCAUCGACAUACCUGUGAAGAGGGGCACCUUCAUCGAGUUCCGGACCGGCAUGCUCAACAUCUCCCCGGUGGGCAGGAACUGCAGCCAGGAGGAGCGGGACGCGUUUGAGCAGUACGAUAACGUGAGACCCUGCCGCACCACGGCGCCCCUGUUUUCUUCGUCCUUAUGUACGAAUUGUAGUGUGGGCGUGUAGUUCAGUUGUGAGCACGCAAUCGUGCUACAGGGAUUGCAGGUGUACCUCCUCGGGCUUGCGUACCCUUUUCUUGCUAAUUGUGUGUGUUCUUUAGAUCUUCUGAUGGCUCUAGCAUUUUUGUGACCACGCACCAAGUCUUGGCUACAUUUUGGGAUUAGCAACUGACACGAGU
Messenger RNA from Ectocarpus sp. CCAP 1310/34, 442 nucleotides. The record is from the annotation of a GenBank genome assembly. Lineage: Eukaryota; Phaeophyceae; Ectocarpales; Ectocarpaceae.